Hippocampus comes (tiger tail seahorse) is the source of this 5754-nucleotide messenger RNA. RefSeq names its product phospholipid-transporting ATPase ID-like. Gene Ontology annotation, molecular function: ATP hydrolysis activity; ATPase-coupled intramembrane lipid carrier activity; magnesium ion binding. Gene Ontology annotation, biological process: Golgi organization; phospholipid translocation. The record is from RefSeq and is a predicted model, not a curated record. Gene Ontology annotation, cellular component: plasma membrane; trans-Golgi network. Lineage: Eukaryota; Metazoa; Chordata; Actinopteri; Syngnathiformes; Syngnathidae. The transcript is spliced from 29 exons. Bases 424 to 4008 code for a protein of 1194 amino acids.
UGUUUACCCAAGCGGUUAGCAGUGACACUCACACCCGGGUGGAGUUCUUCCUUUUUAAACCCAAAACCUCGACUGGUGUCUCCUCUCGAGACACCUGCUCCAUCCGGCGUAGCUUUCAUCCGAUAAUUGGGGGUCUCAACGAAACCAUCUGGUUCAUAACUCUGUACCAAGUCUGGAAGUCCAAAGUGAGUGCACCCAACUGCCAGCCUUUGUUUGAGACAGUCUCAGACAGAGAAUUGUCUCUUUUUUUUGGCCAUGUUUCUGUGAAUGUGGAAGAGCCUAAAGGACACCAGCCUUGUUAUUGUUUAAGGUGCUUGAGCAAAUGAGAAGUGAAAUGGAAAAAGCACGUGUUUGUCUGCCAGUCACGCCACAGCAUUAUUAUUAAAAGUUAUUCGCUGAAUAAUAUGCAGUAACAGUGAUACAAUGGGAUCGGUGGAGUCCUACUUUGGUCAGCUGUGUCGGCAGCAACAAAAGAAAGAGGAGGAGAGACGUUUGCGAGCUAAUGACAGACCUUUCAACCUGUCCUACCACUAUGCUAAUAAUGCUAUCAAGACGUCCAAAUACAAUGUCUUCACCUUCCUGCCACUGAACCUUUUCGAGCAGUUCAGGAGGCUCGCCAACAGCUACUUCCUCUUCCUCUUUAUACUUCAGCUCAUCCCACAAAUCGCCUCGCUUUCUUGGUUCACCACAGCCGUCCCGCUCGUUUUGGUUCUCUCGAUCACAGCGGUCAAAGACGCCACCGAUGACAUUAACAGACACAAGAGUGACAAACAAGUGAACAACCGUAAAGUCAGCGUCCUCAUCGACGGAGAACUCCAAAGUGAAAAAUGGAUGAAUGUUCAGGUUGGAGAUGUCAUUAAAUUGGAAAAUAACCAGUUUGUCACAGCAGACCUUCUUUUGCUCUCGAGCAGUGAGCCUCUAAACCUGGUCUAUGUGGAAACAGCAGAACUGGAUGGUGAAACCAAUCUGAAGGUGAAACAGGCACUGACUGUCACUGGAGAGAUGGGAGACAACAUCGAAGCACUGGCCAGCUUCACAGUUGAAGUCAGAUGCGAAUCCCCAAACAACCGCCUGGACAAAUUCAAAGGGACACUCGCAGUAAAUGGACAAACAUACUCUUUGGACAAUGACAAAGUGCUUCUUCGUGGAUGCACUUUGAGAAACACAGAGUGGUGCUUUGGAUUGGUUAUCUUUGGAGGUCCGGACACAAAGCUGAUGCAGAACAGCGGAAAAACAACGUUCAAGCGCACAAGUGUUGAUCACCUCAUGAAUGUCUUGGUGCUUUGUAUAUUUGGCUUCCUGGCUUCCAUGUGCUCAGUUCUGACCAUUGGCAACGUGAUCUGGGAAGUGAAGGAAGGCUCGGCAUUCACUGUGUUCCUCCCUCGGGAACCUGGUGUUGAUGCACCUCUUUCAUCAUUCCUCACCUUCUGGUCUUAUGUCAUCGUCCUCAACACGGUGGUGCCUAUAUCUCUCUAUGUCAGUGUGGAGAUCAUCCGUCUUGGGAAUAGUUUCUACAUUGACUGGGAUAGGAAGAUGUAUUAUGCCAAGAGUGACACUCCGGCUCAGGCGAGGACCACCACUCUCAAUGAGGAACUGGGUCAGAUCAAAUAUAUCUUCAGCGACAAAACUGGCACCCUGACGCAGAAUAUCAUGGCAUUCAAUAAGUGUUCCAUCAAUGGCAAAAACUACGGUGAGAUAUUAGACUAUUCAGGACAAAGGAUGGAAAUAACAGAGAAGACACCGAGGGUCGACUUCUCGUGGAACCGGCUGGCCGAUCCAAAGUUCAUUUUUCAUGACCACAGCUUGGCAGAAACUGUCAGGGAGGGCAACUCGGAGGCUCAGGCCUUCUUCCGGUUGCUGGCUCUGUGCCACACUGUGAUGCCUGAGGAAAAGAAAGAAGGCGAAUUGUACUACCAGGCUCAGUCCCCUGAUGAAGGUGCUCUUGUCACUGCUGCAAGAAACUUUGGCUUUGUGUUCCGUUCACGCACACCGGAGACCAUCACAGUUGUGGAGAUGGGCCAACAAGUCGUCUAUGAACUUUUGGCUGUUUUGGACUUCAAUAAUGUGCGCAAGAGGAUGUCAGUCAUAGUUCGUAGCGCUGAGGGGAAGUUGACUCUAUACUGCAAAGGAGCAGACACCAUCAUCUACGAGAGGCUUCACUCAUCCUGCAACAAGCUAAUGGGCGUCACCACCGGACAUCUCAAUGAGUAUGCAGGCGAUGGUCUCCGCACAUUGGUUCUGGCUUACAAACAUUUGGAUGAGCACUAUAUGAAGGAGUGGAUGCAGCGUCACCACGAGGCCAGCACCGCCCUCGACGGAAGGGACGAGAAACUUGAUGAACUCUAUGAAGAAAUUGAAAAAGACUUGUUGCUUCUGGGAGCAACGGCAGUAGAAGACAAGUUGCAGGAUGGUGUGCCUCAGACAAUAGAGCAGCUCGCCAAAGCUGACAUAAAAAUCUGGGUAUUGACCGGGGAUAAACAGGAGACUGCAGAGAACAUCGGCUAUUCUUGCAACAUGCUGCGAGAAGAGAUGAAGGAUAUUUUCACGGUGUCAGCAAAUACAGCAGAAGGAGUCAAAGAGGAGCUAGUGUGCGCAAGGAGGAAAAUGUGUCCCUCGGCAGCAGAGGCACCAACUGUGGCCAAAGCUCGUGCAGGUCUCUUCUGGCUUGAAAAGACAGAAACCGUGCAUGAUGACAAAGUGGAUGGGGAAUAUGCACUUGUUAUAAAUGGACACAGUCUGGCCUUUGCCUUAGAGAAAGGCCUGGAGUUGGAACUAUUAAGGACAGCAUGCAUGUGCCAAACCGUGAUCUGCUGCAGGGUCACCCCACUACAGAAAGCCCAGGUUGUUCAACUGGUUAAAAAAUACAAACAGGCGGUCACUCUAGCCAUUGGGGACGGGGCCAACGACGUCAGCAUGAUCAAGGCUGCACAUAUUGGUGUCGGCAUCAGUGGUCAGGAGGGCAUGCAGGCCGUUCUGUCCAGUGACUUCUCCUUUGCCCAGUUCCGCUAUUUGCAGCGUCUGCUGCUGGUGCACGGGCGCUGGUCAUAUCUGCGCAUGUGCAAGUUUCUACAGUACUUCUUCUACAAGAACUUCACCUUCACCUUCGUACAUUUCUGGUACGCCUUCUUCUGUGGCUUUUCUGCACAGACUGUGUAUGACGAGUGGUUCAUCACCAUGUACAACCUGGUGUACACAGCCCUCCCUGUCCUAGGAAUGAGUCUUUUUGACCAGGAUGUGAAUGAUCGCUGGAGUUUCCAGUAUCCGCAGCUCUACUCCCCUGGGCCUCUGAACACUUAUUUCAACAAGAAAUUAUUUGUCCGUUGCAUGAUGCACAGUUGCUACAGCUCCCUCAUCCUCUUCUUCAUUCCAUGGGCGGCGAUGCAUGACACAGUCCGAGACGACGGCAAAGACAUUGCGGAUUAUCAGUCCUUUGCUUUACUGGCACAGACGUGUUUGCUUGUCGUGGUCAGCAUCCAGCUGUGUCUAGACACCCAUUACUGGACAGCUGUGAACCAGUUUUUUGUGUGGGGCAGCCUUGCAGUCUACUUUGCUACCACGUUUACCAUGUUCAGCAAUGGCAUGUUCCUAAUCUUCACCUCCGCAUUCCCCUUUAUCGGUACAGCGAGGAACUCUCUGAACCAGCCUAAUGUGUGGCUGAUUAUACUCUUGACAACGCUCCUCUGUAGUCUGCCGGUGGUGGCUUACCGUUUCACUGUCAUUCAGCUUUGUCCCACCGUCAAUGAUAAGGUGAGACAUAAGUUGCGGAAGGAGGCGCUGCCAGGCCCCGCGCCUCGUCGUCCGCCGGUCAGGCGAAUCAGCACCAGGCGAUCGGGCUACGCCUUCUCUCACGUGCAAGGCUAUGGCGACCUGGUGACAUCGCGAAGAUUUCUGCGUCCUCGAAAGAACCGGCCCGCCUUGUUCAAACAAACAGACUCCCCUCUGGUACAGAACCAGCCACAACACUACCGCACCAUCACAGAGGAGCCAGAGCAGCCAAUGCGGCACUAGACAAAAGGUACACGUGAUGAGGUUUCAGUGGGGGGGCUCAUGAGAAAAAUCGCUGCAUGGAUGGGUUCUGAGACAAACUGUUAUACAGUUAUGUGUACUGUAAAAUUACAAAAAAAAAUAUGUUUAAAAAGAGCAUGGAUUUUUUUCCUUACAGGGAAAUACACUGUUGGACUCAAAGUCUAAUUUCAGGUUCGGUUGGGGUUGAAUUACUUACAACUGAUUAUCAAAAUUUGAAACUCAUAAAUUUAUAUCACAACUCACCACUGUAAAAAAAAAUAUUGCCGGGACUCCCUUGACCACACUUCAUUCAUUACAAAUGCAUAUGAAAGCUGCCUCACAGCUGAGAUGACGUGAAUUUGUAUCUUGGGCAUGUUUGAUGUUUGCAUGUUCUCACUGUCAUUGUGGAGGUUUUCCUGCAUCGUCCAAUUUCCUCUCACAUACCAAAAACAUGCAUGUUAGGUUAAUUGAAGAGUCUACAGUAAAUUGUCCAUAAAUAUGAAUAUGAGUGUGAAUGGUUGUGCCUGGCGAUUGGCUGGCAACCAGUCCAGGGUGUACUGCGCCGCUUGCCCAAAGUCAGUUUGGAUAAGCUCAAGCAGACAAGCGAUACCUUCAUGUCUAUCUAUCUAUCUAUCUAUCUGUCAAGUGCUAAAAGUGGAAACUGGCUGGCUUGUUCUCUACGAGAUUUUUUAUUUUUUUUUAAUGGAAACAUGUCAGCCAAUCGGAGAAGGGGGUUCCCCGAGUAGAAGACGAAACGAAAGGGUCGAGGACAAGAUUUGAAGUUAUACCAUUUUAUGCGAAUUUGUCGGGGCUUUUAACCUGAUUUUCUAGAGGGGAAAGGGAAACAAAAUCUGCAUUUAAGUAGCUGUUCCAACCAGGCCCAACAUUUUGAAAGACUGUCAUUUUGUGGGAAAUCUUGAAGCCUGUUUACCAAUUAGUUUAAUAGCGUUCUAAGAAAAAAACAAUAACAAUUGAAUUUCCUCAGUCAAACACACAUUUUAACGUGCAUUUUAAUUAAAUUAUAUCAUGUCGUGAACUAUCUGCUUUAUAGUUGGGAUAUACUAACUAGGGUAUGAAUUUUACGUCAUAUUUUGGUUUUGCUUUGUAUUGAACUGCCAUUGUCCCAAGUGUCAUUGUUAGUGCAUUUUGAGUUAUUUUCAUUGUGUUGGAUUUGUUGUUUACAUGAUUUAUUAUUUAGAAGGUUGUUGAACAUAUACUAUUAUUCUGCAUUCAUGAAACAUCAUGAUUUGUUUCUUCAAAUGACUUUGUCCACAAGGAGCUAUGACAGUUUACCACUUGCAAUGCUACCAAAGGACCACCAAGGGACAGUGUUGUUUUUUUAAACUAAUUUUACCUCAGAGCCAGUAAAGUUGGUAUCUUGAAAGGAAUACUGUACCUGUGGCCAUUAUUUUACCGAACCGUUCUAACUUGUGUCAAAUCUAUGGAUGAAUUGCUUGGUAUUGACACAAACUUUGUUUUCAGAAUGAUCAUUAGUGUCUCCCAGGGGACAAAACAAUGUGAGGGAAAGACAAAUACUCAUGUAAAAAGUAAAUUGCUUUCUUAUUAUACUUGCAAUUGGCUGAAUGCAUAUGUGAAUUGUCGUAAAGGAAUUAUAUUGUCUAUUUAAUGAACAUUUCAUGACAGAUGUAUUUUUUGAAAUGAGAGAGAACAAAACAGCAAGGAACUCCACUCUAGCAAAACUUUGCCUGAGUGCACCACGUGGUCAGGUCAGUCAUCCAAAAAAAAAAA